This is a messenger RNA of Penaeus vannamei (Pacific white shrimp), 2017 nucleotides long. RefSeq names its product 2',5'-phosphodiesterase 12. Gene Ontology annotation, molecular function: 3'-5'-RNA exonuclease activity. Gene Ontology annotation, biological process: nuclear-transcribed mRNA catabolic process, deadenylation-dependent decay. Lineage: Eukaryota; Metazoa; Arthropoda; Malacostraca; Decapoda; Penaeidae. Gene Ontology annotation, cellular component: mitochondrion. The record is from RefSeq and is a predicted model, not a curated record.
AAGUCCAGCUGAGACGUGGGAUUGGAGAGCUCCUUGGCAUGAUCGCUCGUGCUAGCCUCCUUAUCAGUGCAUUUUGUCAGAUUGGGCACAAUAGAAAAUUCCUGCAGAGUUGGAGAAGAGUGUUCAAGAUGCCCGAAAACAAAGUGGUUGUGACCCAUGAGGAAAAUACUUCCAUUGUGGGGAUAUCGUUUAGAUAUAAGAAUGAAGUUAGUCAAGUCGAUAGGACGUUUAAUUUGCAGAGAUCGAUAGACGAACAGCUCUCCAAUGUCCUGACGAGGAUCAGCAGCAACAUUGCGAAGGCAGCAAACAAAAAGAAGAAGAACAAGAAUAACCCUGUCGAGAUCCCCGUCAGGAUGGUGAGGAUCCUGGACGAGGCAGCUGUGGAAGGCGAGGACGUGAGCUGUCACAGGGCGUUUGUUGCAGCGGCCGGGGAGCACAGCCUUGUCAUCGGCGAAGACAAGUACAGCCUUGAUGUGAAUCCACCAAUAGUCAAGACAGUAGAUCUUCCAAAAAGCAUGAUGGCUGGAUUCCCCGUUUAUCCCAAUAAAUUCGAGGUCAUGUUUGCGAACAAGGAAAGCUGUAUUCUCAAAUGGUUCAAGAGUGAUCUUAGAUUUGAGACAAUCAAGGAAGCUCAAACCAAAUUAAAUCAAAUAGUUUGGUUGGAAUCAAACAGUGGCUACAAUUGUUACACCACCAAUGAUGACAUUGGGAGAUUAAUAAAGGUUAUAGUAACUCCAGCUACAAAUAACCGGAAAGGUGAGGAGAUGGAAGUGAUAUCCCCCGUUUUGGUAUCUGCUGGGCCAGGAGAGUGUCCAUUUGAACGCAGACACACACUUACCAAAGAACCUGCUGGUGCUAACAGAAUACGAGUGGUAUGUUACAAUAUUUUAGCAGACUUGUAUGCUGAUUCAGACUUUGCAAGAAGUAAAUUAUUCUCCAGUUGCCCUCCAUAUGCAAUUGACAUGGACUACAGAAAACAGCUUCUCAUUAAAGAACUAAUUGGAUACAAUGCAGAUCUUGUAUGUUUACAAGAAUUGGAUGAACGACUGUUUCUCAGGGAUCUCCAGCCUACUUUGGAAAGGGAAGGCCUUGAAGGAUAUUAUGAUGCAAAAGGAGGACAAGUCACUGAAGGAUGUGGAAUAUUUUUUCAAAAGCAGAAGUUAAGGAUGGUAGACCAUACUCGCAUCAUUUUAAGUGAUGAACUGCAGUCCAACCCAUUGUUUGAAGAUUGGUGGGAGAAAAUAAGCUCCAAUGUAAAGCUUGUGGAGAGAGUGGUACAAAGAACCACAACAUUGCAAAUAAGUGUCCUGGAGAGCAUUGAGAAUCCAUCAAAGCAAAUAGUUGUUGGAGUGACACACCUGUAUUUCUAUCCUGAAGCAGACAAUAUACGACUUCUUCAGGCAGGAAUCUCUAUGCGGCUCCUUCAGCAGGUCAUGAGUCUGUGUAAGACAAAGCACCCAGAAAAGGAUAUUUCCCUGCUCUUUUGUGGGGACUUCAAUAGUACUCCAGAGUUUGGAGUUUACCGGUUCAUGAAGACACAGUUCAUAGAUGUGGAUGAUCCUGACUGGAAUAGCAUGCCAGAUGAGUGUGUGCAGGGGAUUCAGCUGAGCCAUGAUCUGGAGAUGGACAGUGCCUGUGGAUGCCCAGAGUACACCAAUUAUACAGUGGGCUUCAAUGGCUGCUUGGACUACAUAUUCUAUCAGAAUGAUAAAUUCUCAGUAAAACAGAUCAUCCCGAUGCCAACCCAUGAAGAGGUCACAGAACAUGUUGCACUGCCCAGUGUUACAUUCCCAUCUGAUCACAUAGCUCUUGUUGCAGAUUUAGAAUUCAAAACUGCAGGGAAGGACCCCUUAUAACAACAGUGGGAUGAUUUAAAGUUUAAGAAAGGCACUAGAUAACAUUUGCAAACACAAAUAAGAAAGGUGGCUCAAAGUGUAUGAAAUUCUUUAUACUUUCUAUGCACAUAUGGAUUUCAGUGACGCUGUAUAAUCUGGAAAUUAAACAAGAUUAAACUAAA